Messenger RNA from Mycena indigotica, 1764 nucleotides. RefSeq lists its product as uncharacterized. The transcript has 5 exons. The record is from RefSeq and is a predicted model, not a curated record. The coding region runs from base 1 to 1764 and encodes 587 amino acids. NCBI's taxonomy places the organism in Eukaryota, Fungi, Basidiomycota, Agaricomycetes, Agaricales, Mycenaceae.
AUGAGGAGGGAACGCGCUCUCCGUAUCCUGCUGUUAGCCUUAGCUGCAGUGUUUUCACUCCUCUACUUGGACCCUCGGGUGUUGACUGGCACAGAUAUCGAUGACGUGGAACUCGAUGCUGUUCCAACAAAAUCUGAACCAGCAAACAAUGUUACUCUGAAGCAACCUGAACACGUUUUUCUCGUCAAUGGUCUGGUGGAAAUUGUCGACCCAGCCGCUCCUCAUCCGAUAUACGAGCUUAUCCAGAAGGCGGAGGCAGAAUGGAAAGGAAAACUUGCACGUGCGAGCACGACCUUCACACAAGCAGUAGCAGAAUAUCGCAGGCGGUGGGAUUACGUUCGUGAACACGCUGUUGAGCUCCCAGACGAAUACGACCAGAUAAACGAUGACCUUGAGCCUUUCUGGGGGCUUGAGCCAAAAGAUUUCCUUGCAAUUCGCUCCGAACUCGAGGCUAAGAUUGACUCGUACACUGUUGGAAAGAGCGCGACAACCGGAGUUCACGUUGUCAAUACGUCGUUUGCACCAGGAAAAUACGACCAGCUCAUCAAGGGCUCUGUCGCAGUCGUUGAUCUCUUGCGGGACGUCGAGGAUCGCCUUCCCCCGUUCCGAGCCGUGUUUUCCCCACACGACAGCCCAAACCGACUCUCCGAUUAUUUCGUAGAAGAGGCUGCAAGGAGGGCUGCCAGACAGAAUAAAUAUGUUCGUCGAAACCAGCUACCAAACAUUGACCCAACUGGUUGGAUAUCAGCCUGCUCGCCUGGGUCCCCUGCCCGCGACUUUUCUAUUGACGAAGCGUCUGAGCCACCACCUCCCAAUUCCAAGAAGACAUUCAUUCAUGACCACAAGCUUGCUAUGGAUCCAUGUCUGCACCCUCGCCACUUCUGGCGACACGGCCAAUUGCUCUCGUACGAUAAAGGCCCCACCCCUCAGCGGGAAUUAGUUCCAGAAUUUUCGUAUUGCUCCUCGCAUCUACACCACAAUAUCCGCUUUCCUACUCCUUAUGGCUGGGUGGACGACCUUUCUCACGGAGAUAAUCCAGACUGGCAAGAUAGACCAGACGAGCGUGUCCUCUGGCGCGGUAGCAACACAGGCAUAUUCCACUCCCAGAAGACGCGCUGGAGAACAUCCCAACGCGCAUUAUUGAUGCAACUCACCAACAACAUUCGCGGAUCAAUUUCUAUUCUCGGUCCCAGUAACAGCCCCACGGAUCCCGUUGGACAGCCAGUCCAGAUUAGAAGCGCAAGAGUGAACCCGGGGAUAUUCGACGUUGCAUUUGCGGGCGACCCAAUCAUGUGCGACAAGCAGACUUGUGAACUCCUACAAAAGUUAUUCCCGUGGCGAAAACGGCAGUCGGCCAAGGAUGCUGGCGAGUAUCGAUAUGUAUUAGAUGUUGACGGGAAUGGCUGGUCGGGGCGGUUCAAGCGAUUGAUAACCUCUAACGCGCUCGUGUUCAAGGCGUCCUUAUAUCCUGAAUGGUGGCUUGACCGUGUUCAGCCAUGGGUUCACUACAUUCCUAUCCAACUAGAUCUUAACGACCUCCAUGACGCUGUCAUAUUUUUUCGCGGAGAUUCCAGUGGAGUCGGAGCACACGAAGACCUGGCGCGCAAGAUUGCCGAACAGGGGCGAGCGUGGAGCAGGAGGUUUUGGAGGAGAGAGGACAUGGUUGCACAUUUUUAUAGGUUAAUUCUGGAGUAUGCAAGGUUGAUGAGUGAGGACAGGGAGGCGAUGUCGUAUCAUUCACAAACUGAUUUAAGUUUGUGCUAA